CACCAAUUUCUCACCCCAAUGACCGCGUCUGAACUAUUUUCUAAUGUUUACUCAGGUAUCUCACCAACGAAUACCGCGUGGGGUCGUCUAGCCAGAAGAUUGCCGGGGUUAUUGGGGCUGAUACAAGUUAGAACGGUCGGGUACCGGCAGCUUUAGACCCUACUUAGCAAGCGGUAAUGCUACAGACGUUCCGAAAAGGUCUUGGGGAGUUCGGCAUGACCCUCACCACGCAUUUCCAGCCGUCAGAUAGGGCCAUCCAGUACGUGCGGCUGAAAUGCAAGAAAAUGCAAGCCCAUAGCGAUUUGGCCGUGGAAAUGGCGUUGGCUGCAUCGGUCACGUAUAUGGAUCGGGUCAGACUCAGUCUGGAUAUGGCCCCCUGUAAAGGGAGCGAAGAGGUUAACAUUGGGAAAUCCCCCACUAUCAGCUACGUUAACAACCCAUGGAAAUUCAGCUGAGAGACUGGCCACCGCACCCGUAGCUGUAGUGUACGUUUGUUUAUCUCUCCUCGGUACCACUCAUCACACUCGAUGGAGCAUUCCAGAGCCAAGAUCUCCAGAGCUUCCAAGCUGCGAUAGACGUCCAUGCCAAACAAUUCACCAACAGGAAAGUCUCUACAUUGGUGACCAGCAAGCUCAGGCCACAUUUUGAAUGAAAGCCCGAAAACUGUGGUCUGAGCUUGCUGAGAUAACUUACCGCUCAAUUGUAUUAUUCGAUAUUGAGAAAAAUCAUGUCGGAUAAUCCAGAACUUUCCCUGCCUGCCAAGGCACCGUCGAUGGCACGUUACCACAACGAGCCUAUGACUUUACAUCCAGCAGCUCUCUAUACUCUUGUCGACCUGGAUAACGCAGAGCUUGAAUAUCUCGAGCGCGAAUGCGAAUCUGGGUGUGUCGCCACGGGCAGCGAGCCGGGUACCAGCGUGCGUCUUGCCCCGCGUUCACGCUUUGUCGGCCAAUCGCUGCGCGCCGUCUUUGACUACCAUCUCGAGUUGGGACCGCAAAACACGUUUGAGCCCAGGUACUUUAUCGUCACCUCCGAAAAAGAUUGGCAGACUAAAGGGGUCAUACUGGUAACGCUAGACGAUGACGAGCUUGAUUGCAACGUCGACUCGUUUCGCAUCAAGGCUGCCGAUGCCGGCUUGAGUGUCGUGAAUCUACAAAUUGGGAAUACUUCCUGGGGUGAAGAAAAAGAUGGUUAUGAGCUCCAUCUUAGUAAUGCAGAUGGCGACAAAGAUGACGACAACGACAACGACAACGAGGACGAGGGCGAUGAUGAUGAUGAUGGGCCACCAAGGCCGAGGAAAAAUGUUCCCCUAGGCUACUACGUUCCCAUUUACAUCCAUUCGAGUCUAUCCGAAGAUAAAGUCAUCGCCGACCUGGAGCCAGCGUUCAAAUAUAAAUCGCCCGAGGAAUAUGCCUGCCGCAUCCAAGCCAAACUCACACCUGCACCCUCCACCUCAAACACAGUAUCGACCCAAGACCUCAUCCAGCAAGCUGUCUCCCUACACCCCUUACGCUGUGCAAAGAACCGAUAUCUGCAAAAAGAGUACAUCAUCGUCAUCGAUACAGAAGACCCUAAUGAGAAUGGUAUGCUGAUGAUCAAACUGCCGCCGUGGGAUGCGAACCGCUCAGGGACGACUGAAAAGGCAGACUUACGCCGCAUCGGGGAGGAAUUGGCCCUUGCUACCACUCAGCACAUACGCAUCCCGUAUUCUUGCUACGAAGGACUGCAGACGCGUUUGCUAAUCUUGGCUAAUGGCGAUGCUGACUGGCCGUCAGAAGACGUGCGUGUCCAACCCGUCUUCGUCGUCUUCCAGUACAACACGCACCACAAGGAGCUCGGUUUUGGCGCUAGUUUAAUUGAUACUGGCGCUGCAAAACGAAAGUCUGGCGAGGAUCGACUGGUAUAUGCGCCCGAAGCGGUCAAGCGCGUCGGAGAAGGUCUGGACUUGAUUACAUGGAACUACGAUGAGGCCGUGAGACGAUUUCCUUGGUUUUGCCGGGAGAAGCGUUUCGUCGAGGGCUUGGAUACGACUUAUUUUAUCUGCGUGGAUGGAGACGAUGUGGCUAAGACGGGGGUGUUACUGGUGCUGAGAAAAUGGGACGGGAGUCUGUGGGGCCGGACACGGGAUGAGUUGCUCGGUUUGCCCGUUGAUGGUGUGAAGGACGAAAGAGUCCCUAUUAAGGAAGCGCUUGCUCUCUUGGAAAAGGGGCGAAAGGGCGAAAUAAAUGGGAUGAGUGAAAGCUUAAGAGAUUUCUUUUCGUAAACGCUUAUUUAUAUUUAUCAGAGAGAACCCUUGAUGAUGUCAUACGGAGAGUGAAUGCUAGAAGCAGCAGCAAAACUUAUGUACAGUAGCCGUGCAGUAGUAUAAAUCUAUUAACGCUCAACCUGUGUUAAACAAACCGCUAUACCACUAAAAGGUUAU
Messenger RNA from Daldinia vernicosa, 2422 nucleotides. RefSeq lists its product as uncharacterized. The record is from RefSeq and is a predicted model, not a curated record. The transcript has a single exon. Bases 728 to 2263 code for a protein of 511 amino acids. Lineage: Eukaryota; Fungi; Ascomycota; Sordariomycetes; Xylariales; Hypoxylaceae.